Molecule: messenger RNA, 1563 nt
Organism: Diplodia corticola
Lineage: Eukaryota; Fungi; Ascomycota; Dothideomycetes; Botryosphaeriales; Botryosphaeriaceae
Product: f-box domain protein
Exons: 4
Coding region: 1-1563 (520 amino acids)
Molecular function (GO): protein binding
Source: RefSeq, a predicted model, not a curated record
AUGGCGCACCUGGCCCGCGACUUUGCUGAGCUGCCCACCCCGGCCGCGCGCCGAGCGGCAUUAGACGCCAUUGUCGACCGCCUCACCACGCCCGAGUGGAGGGAGCUGCUUGCGCGCCUGCGCCAGCGCGACUUCCGCUGUGACGUCGUCGGCGCCUCGCCCGUUGAGCUCGUCGCCCACAUCUUCCGCUUCCUCCCCCCGCACGCCCCCUUUCUGUACCAGCGGGUGAGCCGUCAAUGGCAGCGCCAGCUGUCCUCGUCCCACGUGACCGGCUGCGCCAUUGACAGCUGGUACUCCGACGACGACCGCAGACUGGCCGGCGAGGCGGCCGGGUUGUAUAGCAAUCGGCUGACGGUGCAGAAGUGGAAGGCGGACCACGUGAAGCGCUUCCGCGAAGGCCGCCCCUACCACGGCACCUUCUACUACGGCACCUGGAACGUCAAGCUGACUGCUCCCGACCGCGGUGAGUUCCCGGAAGCCGACUUCGCCCAGGACACGCUUGCGUGGAAGGUGCUGAGGAGAAUUGAGGCGUUCAACUUUCGGACUGGGGAGCAUCACUCCAUCAUGACAGAUGCCCGCGAGCAGAUCGGCGCCAUGAAAUUGACCGAGAGUCUUGUUGCCUUCUUCACACUGUUCUCCCGAGUUUGCCACAUAUAUGAUCUUCAGACAAAGGAACGAACUCAUUUCACACUCCACAACCAGAACUUGGACGUGUUUGCUGCCCAGGGCCGGACGGUCCUCGUGGCCUCCGAAUCUCGCAAUCCCUCCUGGAGCACCCGCUUGAACAUCCAUCUUUGGAAUGCUGUUGAAAGACGCACGCGUUCGUUUGAGAUCAAUCGAGUCCGCCUCGUCGACGAGGGCCGGCCUUACCAGUACAUGCCCAAAUGCGUCGUCAUCGACGAACGCACCCGCUCAGUGGUGUGGUUCUUCUGUCUUCGCAAAGAGACCAAGAAUUGGCUUUCGUUCGAACGUUGGUCGUUCGAGGGAGUCCUUCUGGGAAGGUAUGAACACAGGGAAAGUGUGUCGGUGUACUCGCUGCGGACGGCGGAUAUACGACCGAUGGACUACGAAGGCCGCUUGUACCACAUCAAAACCCCGGUCCGACCAUUUGGGUACCGUGAGGAACCCGUCUUCGCACGCACCAUGACCACCAUCGUCUUCGACAACGAGCUGAACCAAAUCUCCAUCAAGACAUCCAACGACGCUCUUGGAGCGUUCCGCAAUGAGUACUUCAGGAAGAUGCCUUUCGACAAGUUCACAAUCUGUCUUUGGAAAGACGUCAUGCUGUACAUGCCGCCAGCCGUUACUGACGAGGAAGCUCGCACGAAAGACAGCACCUGGGGCCCGCAGACGUAUCAGACGCUGGAGCGACGGGGGAUUCACCACGGGAUCAUGGACAUCCCCGACGACAUGGCGCUGGAGCACAGUGGCAUGCCGGGAGACGAGACUCUGCUGGGGAACGAGCACCUGUUGGUGCUGAUUCGGCGCGGCUACUGUGCCGUGUGGUGCUUUGAUCCGCAUCUGCAGCUGCCGGAGCGGGUGCCUGUAGACGACCCGCUGUGA